AUGCCCCCAAUAACAAUCUCCAAAGGGCGCAGCCCAGCCGAACAAAACACAACCUUCACCCAAAUGGCCGACACAGACCUGGAAAGCAUAGGCCGCCACUGCCAAUACGAAUACUGCGGCCAACUCGACUUCCUCCCCUUCCGCUGCGAAUCCUGCAAAAGCACCUACUGCCUCGACCACCGCACGGAAACAGCCCACCACUGUCCGCGCGCCGGCGAAUGGGCCCGUCGCCGCGCCGGCCCCGUCAGCACCGAAAACAAACCCCCUCAAAAACCCUCCAUCUACAACACAGACCAAUGCGCCCACACCCAGUGCAAAACCCUCAUCAACACCCUCAAAGAUCCCGCCGUCCGCUGCCCCCAAUGUACGCGCCAGUACUGUCUCAAACACCGGCUGCGCGAGGAACACGACUGCGCCAAGAUCACCCCGCCUGCUGCGAGGGGGUCCGCUACGGCGGGAAAUGAGAGUAUCAAGUCUAUGUUUGCGCGCGUGCGCACUUGGGGGAAAGAUAAGCAGCAGGCUGUGGCUGGUGCGGGGUUGUUGACGUUGCCGAAGUUGAAGCCGAAGGCUAAUAGUCCUGCUGCAAGGGUGCUGGCGGUUAAUGCGAUUAAGAGGGCUGCGAAGGGGGAUGCGGGAGUGCCGGUUGAGAAGAGGGUUUAUUUACAUGUUGUUGGGACGGUGGAGACGAAGGCUGCGGAGCCGCCGGCGGGGGAUUUCUGGUUUGAUGAGAGGUGGAAGGUUGGGAGGGUGCUUGACGAUGUGGCGAAGAGGUUGAGGGUGCAGAAUCUAAAUAAUCGGGUUGAUGGGGAGGAUGCUAAGUUGAGGAUCUUUCAUGUUGAGUCUGGGGCGUUCCUUGAGUUCUCGGAGUCUAUUGGGGGCGGGAAGGUGAAACAGGGUGAUACUCUGGUUUUGUUACGGGGUGCUGGUGCUGUUCUUGGGCAUUCAUAG
This is a messenger RNA of Penicillium bovifimosum, 948 nucleotides long. RefSeq names its product AN1-type zinc finger protein. The transcript has a single exon. Lineage: Eukaryota; Fungi; Ascomycota; Eurotiomycetes; Eurotiales; Aspergillaceae. The coding region runs from base 1 to 948 and encodes 315 amino acids. The record is from RefSeq and is a predicted model, not a curated record. Gene Ontology annotation, cellular component: cytoplasm. Gene Ontology annotation, molecular function: zinc ion binding.